GGGUCAAUCACUGCAGGGUUGACGUCAGUUGUCCUCGGGUCUGAGGCUGCGCGGCUGUCAGAGUUCCCACGGUGCUGCUGUCUCCGCGACCGCCGUGGCCGCCGCUGUCUCCGCUGUGCUGACCGCCGCAGCACUGUGGUUUUUGUCACAUCUUGUAAAGUCAUGGAAGAGGACUUCCAGAACUGCUUCAGAAGGUGGCAUGAGUGAUGGCACGGGUGGGCACAAAUCGAGGGGAGGAUUUUGCAUUGGAUUCACAGCAGCGAAUCUCUGCCAUAUGACGUGCUGAAUUCACAUGUUCACAUUAUCUUUGCUCACCCCUUAUCCAGCACUUUCCUGUCGCAUCUCCACCCUGCACAUACAGAGAUAGCCUGGCCUGCAGAGCCACAGAUAUUCACUGUCAAGUCUUUUACAGAAUUUUAACUGAUCUCUACUUAGAGGAAGGCUUCCCGGGAGGCCUGAAUGCAGCCAGCUGGUUGGACUUCAAGGUGCAGAAUGUUCUGGAAAGCAGCCACGCUGCUCAGCCUGGUCCUGGGCUCUGGAGCUGUGCCCAUCAGUGUAGAUGACGACCCCGAAGAUGGUGGCAAGCACUGGGUGGUCAUUGUCGCGGGUUCCAACGGCUGGUACAAUUAUAGGCACCAGGCUGAUGCGUGCCACGCCUACCAGAUCAUUCACAGAAAUGGGAUUCCAGAUGAGCAGAUUGUUGUGAUGAUGUAUGAUGACAUUGCCAACUCUGAGGAAAACCCCACUCCAGGUGUUGUGAUCAACAGGCCCGACGGCUCGGAUGUGUACGAGGGAGUACUGAAGGAUUACACGGGAGAGGAUGUGACCCCAGAAAACUUCCUUGCGGUGCUGAGAGGUGAUGCAGAGGCAGUGAAAGGCAAGGGGUCUGGAAAAGUCCUGAAGAGCGGGCCCCGGGAUCACGUGUUUGUUUACUUCACCGAUCAUGGAGCACCUGGGUUACUGGCUUUUCCUAAUGAUGAUCUCCACGUCAAGGACCUAAACAAGACCAUCCGUUACAUGUACAAGCACCAGAUGUACCAGAAGAUGGUGUUCUACAUUGAAGCCUGUGAGUCCGGCUCCAUGAUGAACCACCUGCCCCAGGACAUCAACGUUUAUGCAACUACUGCCUCCAACCCCAGCGAGUCGUCCUACGCCUGCUACUAUGAUGAGAAGAGGUCCACAUAUCUGGGUGACUGGUACAGCGUCAACUGGAUGGAAGACUCGGACAUGGAGGAUCUGAGCAAGGAGACACUCCACAAGCAGUACCAGCUGGUGAAAUCCCACACCAACACCAGCCACGUCAUGCAGUAUGGGAACAAGUCCAUCUCUGCCAUGAAAGUAAUCCAGUUUCAGGGAGUGAAGCAUAAAGCCAGUGCCCCAAUUUCCCUGCCUCCGGUCACACGGCUUGACCUUACUCCAAGCCCAGAAGUGCCCCUGGAGAUCAUGAAGAGGAAGCUCAUGAGCUCCAAUGACUGGAGGGAGUCCCAGAUGCUCAUGAAACAGAUCCAGCAGCAUCUGGAUGUUCGGCACAUCAUGGAGAAGUCCGUACGCAAGAUCGCCUUCUUGCUGGCCGAGUCCGAGGCUGAGACCGAGACGCUUCUGUCUGAGAGAGCCCCGCUCACGGAAUAUGACUGCUACAAGGAGGUGGUGACGUACUUCCGCACACACUGCUUCAACUGGCACUCGGCCAAGUACGAGUAUGCCCUGAGACACUUGUACGUCCUGGCUAACCUGUGUGAGAAGCAUCCAACUGACAGGAUAAAGUCGUCCAUGGACAAGGUGUGCCUUGGUUACUACUGAGCAACUGCCUUCUCGAUGCUUCUCCAGGUGUGACACUGUCACUUAAAAUGUGCCACCCAGAGGCAGUGGAGGUGGGGCCAGCGGGAAGCCAGGCAGCUCAGGCCCACCAGGGACUGUGGUCAGGCUGCCCAGCCUCCCCCAGGCCUCUGUCAUAAGAUACUGGCCCCCUCCUAUCCAGUCUCCAGGAUGUAUGAGAAGCGCCAAAGAAGCCACGGUCGCGUGGGCAAAGCACUACUGAGCAAGGGCCUGUUUUUCUUAAGAGCUUUUUCUGCCCAUUAGUUUUCAAGACCAAGAGGCUCAUGGGGGCUUCUGUAGCCAGUGAGGGAAUCUUUGUUCUGAGAAAUUUGAAGCUGAAACCUCUUUGAAGUCUUCAGAUGAUUUUAUUGAAGAGGGCUGUAAGCCCUCAAAUGGAAAAUUAUUUUUAGAAAAUAUACUUUCAAUUGCUUUUGUAUUUUAUUUUGCAAUAAU
This is a messenger RNA of Octodon degus (degu), 2268 nucleotides long. RefSeq names its product legumain (gene Lgmn). The transcript is spliced from 16 exons. Gene Ontology annotation, molecular function: cysteine-type endopeptidase activity. The record is from RefSeq and is a predicted model, not a curated record. Bases 460 to 1800 code for a protein of 446 amino acids. Gene Ontology annotation, biological process: vacuolar protein processing. NCBI's taxonomy places the organism in Eukaryota, Metazoa, Chordata, Mammalia, Rodentia, Octodontidae.